AUGCCAGCCGAUGGCCGCUGGCGUUGUGCUGAAUGCGGCGCCAGCACCGACCAGCCGGACGACCAUUUCCUCCAUGAACAUUACGAUGGCUCAUUUAUAUGCAGGCAAGCGGUUUUUAUAGCGUUUGUAUUUGUUAGAGACCGGUUUCAAUGUUAGUUUUGAGGUCACGGGGGGAUAUCUGUUCUGAUUUGCUUUCUUCAUGGUUCUUGCCGCUUUUUGGACCAAAUUUCGAGGUUUCUUCCCUAAUUAUUGGGUUCUUUUUUUGGAAGAAAGGUUGAUUAACAAAUUCCCCAUCCUUUGAAUAGUAAUCCGUAUGUACUUUUUGGUGACCCUAGCAAAAUACGAGAAGAGGAGUGAAUUGCCUUGUGUAAUACGAAUUGAUGUUUCAUUUUCAGAUCCUGCUCGUUUCUGGCGUCAAACCAAGAGGAGCUCGUCGCACAUUUCCAUGAAAAACACUUUGCUGCGUCACGUAAGUCCGUCUUUUCAUUGUUAUUCUUUCGGGUUUAGGUCGGGAAUCAGACAUGACCGAGCUGUCGUUGCGGCCUUCGUCGUCCAGUUUCACUUUAAAUAGGUAA
Bursaphelenchus xylophilus (pine wood nematode) is the source of this 575-nucleotide messenger RNA. The record is from the annotation of a GenBank genome assembly. NCBI's taxonomy places the organism in Eukaryota, Metazoa, Nematoda, Chromadorea, Rhabditida, Aphelenchoididae.